AUGGGAAGUUGCAUAUCAGCUCAAUCGAAACUACAGGGUUCGAUUUUGAAGAAAUAUUAUUACAGAAACAGCAGCAAAGAAAAAUCCAACCGUGCACGUUUCGAUCGCAGCGAGUCAUGUAAAUCGGUGAGCCGAUGGGGGAGCAAUAGUAGGGUAUUGAAGAAUCCGUCGGGAGAUAAUAUCUUUGAUCGAUACACGAUUGGAAAAGAGUUGGGGAGAGGUGAGUUCGGGAUCACGCAUCAAUGUUUCGAUCUCGAAACUGGAGAAGCUUUCGCGUGCAAGAAGAUAUCGAAGGCGAAGCUGAGGACUGAAGUCGACCUCGAAGACGUGAGAAGGGAGGUCGAGAUCAUGAGGCAUUUGCCGAAGCAUCCGAAUAUCGUCGCCUUUAGGGAAGUCUUCGAGGAUAAUGAAGCUGUUUAUCUUGUUAUGGAGCUGUGCCAUGGAGGUGAGCUAUUCGACCGAAUCGUCGCUAAAGGUCAUUAUUCGGAACGAGCUGCUGCAUCCGUCACUAAAACUAUUUUGGAAAUUGUCAAGGUGUGUCAUGAGCAUGGAGUGAUACAUAGGGAUUUAAAACCCGAGAAUUUCUUAUUCGCAGAUGAAACCGAAACUGCCCCAAUUAAAGCCAUUGAUUUUGGCCUCUCCAUUUUCUAUGAAUCUGGGGAGCGUUUCAGUGACAUAGUAGGAAGUCCAUACUAUAUGGCUCCAGAGGUUCUAAGAAGAAAUUAUGGAGAGGAGGUGGAUAUUUGGAGCAUUGGUGUCAUACUCUAUAUUUUGCUUUGUGGUGUUCCUCCUUUUUGGGCAGAAACGGAGGAAGGAAUAGCACAUGCGAUAAUAAAAGGAGAAAUAGACUUUCAAAGGGAUCCUUGGCCUAGGGUUUCCAGUGAAGCCAAGGAACUUGUCAAGUGCAUGCUUCAUCCUAAUCCUUAUGAUCGUCUAACGCUUCAAGAGGUCCUUGAACAUCCAUGGAUUCAAAACAUUAAACAUUGUCCGAACGUUAAUCUGGGAGAAAACGUAAGAUCAAGGAUUAAACAGUUCUCAUUGAUGAGCAAGUUCAAGAAGAAAGUUUUGAGGGUUGUAGCAGACAACUUACCAGAGGAUCAAAUCGAUUCGACUAUCGAGAUGUUCAAUAUGAUGGAUACCGACGAUGACGGGCAUUUGUCGUUUGAGGAGCUGCGAGAUGGGCUGGAGAAACUUGGGCAUUCUGUUGAAGAUCCUGAUGUCAAGAUGUUAAUGGAGUCUGCUGACGUUGAUGGAAGUGGGACACUAACCUACGACGAGUUCGUCACAAUGGCUGUUCACCUGAGAAGGAUUGGCGACGACCAACUCAGUCAAGCUUUCCGUUACUUUGACAAGAACCAAACCGGUUACAUCGAAUUCGAUGAACUUAAAGAAGCUCUACUACAAGACGACAACAGUCCCAACAAUGAACAAUUGAUCAAAGACAUCAUGCUCGAUGUCGACAAGGAUAAGGAUGAUCGAAUUAGUUAUCAAGAGUUCAAGGCAAUGAUGUUUACAGGCAUGGACUGGAAAAUGGCUUCGCGACAGUAUUCAAGAGCAUUGCUAAAUGCAGUGAGCAUCAAAAUAUUAAAAAAAUCUGGGCAACUAAAAUGAUAAGAAAAUUUCCAGGUUUUGGGAAAAUCUGAAACUUGGGAGCUUCAAAACAUUUUCUUCCCAGCCAAACAGAUAAACGAUGGUUGUGGGUUUACGGUGGGAAGUUUCCA
Molecule: messenger RNA, 1721 nt
Organism: Hibiscus syriacus
Lineage: Eukaryota; Viridiplantae; Streptophyta; Magnoliopsida; Malvales; Malvaceae
Product: calcium-dependent protein kinase 24-like
Exons: 8
Coding region: 1-1611 (536 amino acids)
Biological process (GO): intracellular signal transduction; protein autophosphorylation; peptidyl-serine phosphorylation
Cellular component (GO): nucleus; cytoplasm
Molecular function (GO): calmodulin binding; calcium ion binding; calcium-dependent protein serine/threonine kinase activity
Source: RefSeq, a predicted model, not a curated record